This is a messenger RNA of Gadus chalcogrammus (walleye pollock), 3378 nucleotides long. RefSeq lists its product as uncharacterized. NCBI's taxonomy places the organism in Eukaryota, Metazoa, Chordata, Actinopteri, Gadiformes, Gadidae. The record is from RefSeq and is a predicted model, not a curated record. The transcript is spliced from 7 exons. The coding region runs from base 823 to 3378 and encodes 851 amino acids. Gene Ontology annotation, molecular function: protein binding.
UCCCUCCACCUGCCUCAAACCCUUUGUGUGUGCGGUGCCGUAUUUAUGUGUAAAGGUUUAGUUCUUUUUCACGAAGAGACAUGGCAUUUAAUGUUAAAGUUCCUCUACCUCGUUCCCAAUCUCUAAAACUAAAAGACAACUUGAAGGAGGUUUGUUGAAGUGUAGGUGAACCGCCGUUUUUAGGCUGAAUACUAACAUGUUUGAAAAAUGCGUUCAUGGCUAAAAGUUGCAGGAAGGCACUAUGACCGAUACUAACUUGACCCACACUUUUUAAGCUAGUAUUGUUGUUUUAUAUGAGCAAUAUUGUGUCGAGGAUAUGAAAUGUGCACUACACAAUGCCCUACCUUCUCACCACAUAGCAUUUAAAGUUUUAAAUCGGUGUAUUCAUAACAGCUGUCAAACUUAUAAUCUUGAUCGCAGAAAAAUAUAAUGUGAAUUAUAGGAGGAGAUGCAUUAUAGAUAUGCCCUAUCGGGCUCUAUGUCUUGGGUGGGGUUAUUCCACCCCAGCCCUUCAAAAAGCACGAAUCCGCCACUGGGCAAAAACUGCUUUUGCACCUGUUUUAUUUACGUUACGGUUUUAUUUUAGAACCGAUGGCAAAAUUGCAUAGAUGUUGAAGAUUAUAAAACGUAAGGUCUGCCACAAAACAACUUCUUGUAACCCCUUUUUGAUCAAACGUUGUAGUUCUUCUGAUGAUUACAUAAGACGAGAGGAAGUGACAUCCGGGCUCGGAGGUUCAGGUAUGCAGGUGUAGUCGGAGGGCGGAGUUAUUCUCCCUCAUAACCGAACAUUUCAACCUUUGCAAGUUUUGUUGGCAGCCGGGCAUGGCCACCGAUCUCAGCGAGGACUCGGUGCUCCUCUUCCUCAGGAGCAGCGGUGGCACGGUGAAGAACGCGGAGCUGCUGGCCCACUUCAGGCCCUUCCUCCGGGACCACGACGACCGACUGCGACACCGAGACAACUUCAAAAAGUUUGUUAACUCCGUCGCCACCGUCAAGCAAGUGGAGGGAGUUUCCUAUGUUCUCCUCAGGAGGAAGUUCAGGGCUCCGAGGGAUGAUGUAAACCCGUCUAACAGGGACCCCUCGUCUAGGACACCCGAUGGGUUGAAGGCGAGCGACCCCGGGGCCGGCUCGAGGAGCCGCUCCCCUGCUCAUCGAACCCCAGGCAAGACGUUACGGCCGCCGGCCCCGGUGCUGCCUUCCCCAGAUGAGCCGAGACUAACAACGACUCCCAAGGGAGACCCGGUAAAGGCAGCAGAAAGCCAGAUACUCGUGUCUGCUGGAAUAAUACUCAACAACAACAACGACGUGGAGACCAACUUUAAUCUGGUGCAGAAACCGCUCCUGUCCUCCAUCCCCGACGUGCCCCAGCCUGCAGCCUGUCGCCUGGCGCCAGGUCGAGAGGAACCGGUUCGCCACCUGACCCAGGCAGGGGCUCCUCCCGGGAACACAGCCCCCACACACCCGCUCAGGAUCCCGGCCACAUGGCCACACAAGCCGGUAGACCCCAGAGUUGAAAACCACCCAGCUUCGACGGUGGUCCAAAGUGUUGUAGAAACGAGACCUCGACACGAUUUAGAGGAAUAUCACCUGCAGGGAAAACCGUCUUCUAUUCUUCAUCGGCACGAAGGUCUUAAUCACAAUCAGCACGAAGGUCUUCAUCACAAUCAGCACGAAGUUCUUCAUCACAACACGGAUCUUAAAGUGAGAGCGCGGGGGGCCCGAUACAGAAAAAGCUACAAAUCCGCAGUCUCUCAGGAUGGUGAUGAUGAGGAGGAGGAAGAGGAGGAGGAGUUGACGGAGGUGAAUCCGAGGAGAGCAGAUUCAGCAGGAGGAGAAAUUACCCUUAUUCUACCUCAAGACAACAGGAGAACCAUCCUCUCCUCUCAGCCCCCAACGCUCCCCUCUCUCCCCCCUGCCCUCACCCCUACCCCCAGGAGGUUCUCCGGUUCCCCGGGCUCUGGGUCCGACUCUGUCCCCACCAUCCACGUCCAGGAGGUGGGGGAGCCGGGUCCGGGCUGGGGGUCUGGUGCUGGGACCCCCGGGGGGGGUCCAGGGGAGUCCGGUGGGGGGGCGGCGAGGCGGUCCGGCCGCCGUGGCCCAGGAGGGGCCCUGGGAGCGGGGCUUUCCUCCAGCCAGGACAGCCUCCUCCUCCUGCCCUCCUCGUCCUCCUGCAGCGACUGGCUCUCCCCGCUGUCCUCCAGCUCCCCCUCAGGAGCGGAGUGGAGCAGCAGCCACGAGGAGCUGGGCGCCCCCCACGGUGACGCGGGGGCCAAGGUGGCCCACGUCAACAGACUCCUGUCUCUGAUGCAUCGGUCGGAGCAGAAGACGACCACCCCCUGGCACCACUCCACGGGCCACCUCCUGGAGGAGGACCCGGGCUCCUCCUGGCGCCGCUCCACAGGUAAUCUCCUCGACAGCCAGGAGGACGCAGAGUCGAGUGCGGGCUCCGCCUCUCCCCCGUUGCUACGGAAACGUCCCGGGGUCGCCAGGCGGGUCAGCAGCCGUCUGCGGAGCAGGAACUGUAUGAGCCUGGGGGCGGGGCUGGACCUCCCCUUCCCCGGGGAGGAGGAGGAGGAGGAGGUGCAGGGCCUGGGGGGAGGAGGAGGAGGAGGAGGAGGAGCGUUGGCGGCGUCCCGGCAGAAACGCCUCCAGCUCCUCUCCUCCUCCCUCAGCCUGGGCCACAACCUGUCCACCUCCUCGCUGUCCUCCCCGGGCUCCACGCCGCCGCGCUGCCCCAGUGUGGGGGAGCUGGCUGAGGGCACGGAGCAGGGCCGAGGAGGAGGGGCAGGGAGGGGGACGGAUGGACCGCACAACUCCUCCUAUUGGCAUCGCCAGGUCCCUCUGGAGUCCCGGGAGCACUCCUGGCUGGUGCAGGGUGCGGCGGGGGAGUGGCCUGAUGUCUACUCUCUGUUCAGAGACGACCCCUCUCUGCUUCAGCGGCCCGACUUCAUCUCGGGCUUCACCGUCCUCCACUGGAUCGCCAAGCAUGGAGACCACAGGGUCCUCAACACGCUGUGGUACGGGGUGCUGAAGUCGGGCUUGACCCUGGAGGUCAACGUGAGGUCGUGGAGCGGCCUCACCCCGCUCCACCUGGCCGCCAUGCACGGACACAAGAAGAUGCUCCGCCUCCUGGUGCACAAGUUCCACGCCAACACGCGGAUCCGCGACGCCGCCGGGAAGAGGGCCUGGCAGUACCUGGAGGGGGCGGGGGGGCGGGGCACUCUGCACCACCACGCCUCCUGCUCCUCCGCCGACCGACCUCAGAGACGACCUCUGACCACCGGCUCCACCGGGGUCAAGAGGUCAACGUCGAUUGCAGCGUUCCUCAAACACAAGACGCUGCUUCGCUUCAGAGAGCUCCCAGACGUGUGUGUCUAG